Molecule: messenger RNA, 2341 nt
Organism: Mucor mucedo
Lineage: Eukaryota; Fungi; Mucoromycota; Mucoromycetes; Mucorales; Mucoraceae
Product: glycoside hydrolase superfamily
Exons: 4
Coding region: 29-2206 (725 amino acids)
Biological process (GO): glucan catabolic process
Molecular function (GO): beta-glucosidase activity
Source: RefSeq, a predicted model, not a curated record
AACUAUCUUUGCAUUCUUAUCCUUAAACAUGCAUUUUACUUCUCUCGCUGCUACUGCAUUAACUCUUUUAGUAGCCGUCAAUACUGCUCAAGCCAAAAAGGUUCUUUCUUGGGAUGAUGCCUACACUAAAGCCAAGGCUCUCGUUGGCCAAAUGUCUCUCGAGCAAAAGGUUAACAUCACCACCGGUGAUGGUUGGAUGAUGGGUCGUUGUGUCGGUAACACAUAUCCUAUCACUAAGCCUGAUUUCCCUGCCCUUUGUUUACAAGAUGCUCCUCUUGGUAUGCGUUUUGCUGACAAUGUCACCUCUGGUGUAGCCGGUAUCAAUGCUGCUGCUUCAUUCGAUAAAGAAGCUAUUCUUGCUCGUGGUGUAUAUCUCGGUCAAGAAUUUUACGACAAGGGUGUUCAUGUUCUUCUCGGUCCUGCUAUGAAUCUCGGUCGUUCAAACGAAGGUGGUCGUGGUUGGGAAAGUGGUGGAGAAGACCCUUAUUUGAUUGGUGUUCUUGCUGCUGAAAGUGUUAAGGGUAUUCAAAGUGAAGGUGUUAUUGCUACAGCCAAGCAUUAUAUUUUGAAUGAUCAAGAACUUAAUCGUAAAAACAGUUCCUCAAAUGCUGAUGAAAGAACUUUGCAUGAAGUUUACUUAUGGCCCUUUGCUCGUGCUGUCGAGGCCGGUGUUGGCUCCAUUAUGUGUAGUUACAACCAGUUGCACGGUACCUGGGCUUGUGAAGAUGAUUACACUUUAAACCAAGUAUUAAAGGGUGAACUCGGAUUCAAGGGUUUUGUUCAAUCUGAUUGGUCUGCUACUAUGUCAACUGUACCCUCUGCCAAUGGUGGUCUUGAUAUGACCAUGCCUGGUGAUAUUACUUUCAAUUCUAAUGACUCUUACUUCGGUAAGAACUUGACUGAUGCUGUACAUGCCAAGACUGUUGACGAAUCUCGUGUAACUGAUAUGGUAACUCGUAUUGUUGCUGCAUGGUACAAGGUUGGCCAAGACAAGAACUUCCCUAGCGUUAAAAUCAAUGCAUUCCACCGUGACGAAGCUGAAAUUGUCAACGUUCAAAGAGAUCACAAGAAGUUAGCUCGUUCUAUGGCUGCUGCCUCUAACGUUCUUCUCAAGAAUUCAGGCAUUCUCCCUCUUUCCAAGUCAACCAAGAGUAUCGCUCUUGUUGGUAGUGGUAUCAAGGUUUCUGCUUCUGGUAUUAACGGUAAGGACGCUUGUGCCGAUCACGGUUGUCUUGAUGGUCAUCUCGCUCAAGGUUGGGGUUCCGGUACUGCCGAUUUCCCUUACUUAAUUGAUCCUCUUACUGGUCUUACAAAUGCUUUGGGUAAAGGUGUUAAGAUCCAAACCUCUGACAGCGAUUGGGAUCUUGAAGCCGCUGCUACUGCUGUUGAAGGUGCUGAUGUUGCAUUUGUAUUCUCUGCCACAGAUUCUGGCGAAGAAUAUAUUGUCUUUGAUGGAAAUGUUGGUGAUCGUAACAAUCUUAGUUUGUGGAACAAUGGUGACAACUUGAUUAAGGCUGUUGCUGAUGCUAACAAAAACACCAUUGUUGUUAUCAACUCUGUGGGUGCUACUCUCAUGCCCUGGAUUGACCAUCCCAACAUUAAGGCUGUCCUCUGGCCUGGUCUUGCUGGUCAAGAAUCUGGUAAUGCUCUUGCUGAUGUUGUUACUGGAGCUGUCAACCCAUCUGGUCGUCUUCCUUACACUAUUGCCAAGGAAGUUACCGAUUACAAUGUUAAGCCUGAUCCCAAGUUCGAUAUCGAGUACUCUGAGAAGUUGUUGGUCGGAUACAGAUGGUUUGACCACGCCAAGAUUGAACCUUUGUUCCCCUUCGGUCAUGGUUUGUCAUACACUACUUUCAGUUACAGCAAGUUGAAGGUUAAAGUAAGCAAGGCUAAGAAGAAUGCUGACGUUAGUGUUAAGGCUACUGUUACUGUCACAAACAGCGGUAAGGUUGACGGUGCUGAAAUUGUUCAAGCUUAUAUCUCAUUCCCUGAAAGUGCUGGUUCACCUCCUCAACAACUCCGUGGUUUCGAAAAAGUCUUCUUGAAGAAGGGUAAAAAGGAAAAUGUUGAUAUCGAAUUCACCAAGACCGAACUCAGUAUCUGGGAUACUGAUGCCAAGGCUUGGGUUAUUCCUUCUGGUAAAUUCACCGUUCAUAUUGGUGCCUCCAGUCGUGAUAUUCGUCAAUCCGCUAGCUUCAACCUUUAAAUUAUUUAAAACAACAACAACAAAAAGACAAUACGAUGAGUCUAAAAAUAUCAACAGGAAUUUGAAGAAACUCCCAAUCCUAUCAUACUUACCACUUCAUACCUAAAAACCAUAAUAAAACCUAUUUUAAAUUCA